Periophthalmus magnuspinnatus is the source of this 4846-nucleotide messenger RNA. It is a transcript of the gene cep295, whose product is annotated as centrosomal protein 295. Gene Ontology annotation, biological process: regulation of centriole replication. The record is from RefSeq and is a predicted model, not a curated record. The coding region runs from base 297 to 4658 and encodes 1453 amino acids. Lineage: Eukaryota; Metazoa; Chordata; Actinopteri; Gobiiformes; Gobiidae. Gene Ontology annotation, cellular component: centrosome; centriole; cytosol. The transcript has 24 exons.
GUGGGUCAUGGAUCUAUCAGUGGAUGCCAAAUUUUACGACUACCAACAAGGAUCUAUGCUUUAAACGUCUGCAGGUGUGACCCUACUCCUGGCUCUGCUCCGUAUUCUCUCCGAGUACGGUAAUCUGGUCAUCGGUCCGCUUUUUAGAUCGGAUUGCGCAUAAACGUGUCCAAAACUGCGUCAAAGUGCAGAGGAGGAGGCGGGCAUGAUGGCGCGGGAGCUUCAAACAACAAUGUACAGAAAAGCGAAAAGUUAGUUUGGUUUUAGAAGCUUGUCGUGGCAAAUAAAAGCCCACAAUGAUGAAAAGAAAAGAAGUGCAAGUCGUUAAACUCAGCCCCAACGAGGAGGCGCAGCUGAUCCGAGAGGAGCAGGGAAGGAGGAGGAUACUGCGGAUUCAACAGGUCCGGGAGCAGCAGAGACACAUCGCCCGCGGUGUCCGUCACAGCGUGGAGCAGAGGAGGCAGGAGGAGCUGGCUCUUCUGGAGGCACAGCUCAAAGCACAGUGGGAGCAACAGCAGAGGGAGCGUGUGGACAAACUGCACACGCUGUACCAGGAGAACCUCAGCCUGCUUGGACAGGGACACCGUAACGCCAAGGAAAAUGAAGCAGAUGUGAGCGCAUUACUGCAGCAGAAGCUUGAGAAUGAUAGUAAAGUGGAGGAGCGCUACCGCAAAGCUCUGAAGGAACUGCAGCUCCAGAGGCUCAGGAACCAGGAGAACCAAAGCCGAUGUGCUGAUGCUCGGAGGAGGGCUCUGCAGGUGGAGAAGAUCAGAUCUGCUAAAGUGGCCAGUCUUCCUUUGCCCCCCUCUCAGCCACUGCAGGCACAGGAAGCUGCCUCUAAACUUCAGCAUAUGGUCAGGAGAUGUGAUGCCAGUUCCUUCGCAGCCACACACUACCACAUGCCUCACACACUGGUGGACAAGGAGACAGCCAGCUCACAGCCUAGCGCGUGUGCAGAGGCAGAGCUGGAAGUGCAGAGGAUGACCCAGAUGAGGAGAGAGGAGGAGCAAAGGAGAGAGGAGCAGCAGGAGAAGGCUCGUCUCAGAGGGAGGGAGGCUCUGAGGAGGGAGCAGCUGCAGCAGGAACGUGGGCGCCUUCUGGAUGAACUGGAGCACCUGCAGCAGACUGACCUUCUGCGGAGGAGGCAGAGGGUGGGGAACAUGCCCAGGCAGAUCUUUGAGCCACUCUACAGGAGGCAGGAGGCUGAGCUGGAGUUGCAGAGAGAUAUGGAGUUUGCCUUCGAGGACAUGUACAGUGGAGAGAGAAGGCUGAAAGGAGACCUACUGUGUGGCCUGGCUCCCGAGCCUCUGUUGCCCCCCUCCACAGAAGACCACUGUCCCGAGCUGGACGUCACCUCGAGCGACCAGUGUGAGGAAGAACAGGAGAACAGGGGGGGCGACACACACGGCGGUCACAUGGACUCUGCUCAAGACUCGGAGUCAUCUAAAACAGUGGACAACAUGGACACAGUGGCCAAACCAGCCUGUGAGAGAAGCGGGCUAAAGAGACUGGUAAACUGCAUCGAGACUCAGAGACAGCGCUGGUGCCAGAGUGAUGGUAGUCCGCACUCCUGCCCCUCACACUCCCCCUCUCAUUCUCCCUCUGAGAGACACAGCAGCCUGGACACCGGCCCACUGACUGACGACAAACUGUCUAAAGCUGAUGUGGAAGAUUUAGCCCCCUCUGCCAAACUAAUCCAGGAAUUAGAGGAACAGCGGACAAAGGCGGAGGAGCUGGAGAGGGAGAGGCAGGAACAGGUGCAGAUCUUGGAGCAGCUGCAGAGACAGAGGCUUAGGCUGGAGCAGAGGCUGAGUGAGGCCCAGAAGACGCUGUCCUCUGAGGCCACGGACAACAAGUUGGGGCCUGAGAAUGUGAACCACAGCAGGAUGAUGGAGGAACACAGACUGCGUCUGCUCCUGCAAAAUGAAGUCCAUCACAGAUCUGUGAAAAUGGCUCGUCAGCGUUUGGAGGAAUACCAAAGAGCUUUAAAAAUCCGAUACAACAUGGCUGCUGUCUCUCCCCCUGCCGCUGUCCCUUCCCCUGCCACUGUCCCUCCACCUGCUUCUUUUGGUCCUGCUGUUCUGCAUGCUUCUGUGGUUGCUCCUACUUCCCUAUCUGCUAUCCCUCCUUUGGCUGUUCCCCCUGUGGCUGUUCCUUUUACUCCCAUCCCUCUCCCUGCUUUCUCACAUACGGCUGGUGCUCCUGGUGCUGUCUCCCCCACUGUUGUUCCUCUUUCUGGUCUCCACCCUACUUCUGUUGCCUCUACUGCAGUUCCCCCUUCUGCCAUCCUUCCAUUGGCUCUUCCCCCUGUGGCUGUUCCUUUUACACCCGUCCCUCCUGCUCUUCACCCUGCUGCUCCUCUGACUGUUGGCCGUCCACUCCUUCCAACAUGUCCCAGACCUGAAGAAAAAGCCCCGGUUGCUAUGGAAAGUGCCUUGCGACCAAAGACUGUGCUUGAUGGUCUGACCCACCAGAAGCAUGCUGCAUUUUUAAAGUUUAUUCAGAACAAACUGGGCUUUACACAGAGCCAACAGCAAAUGGAAAUCUCCGAUGCAGACUCAGCGGCAUCGGGUCCAAGUCCGGUUGUCUCCAUGGCAAUGGGUUCUACUCCGGGUAUCUCCUUGGCAACGGGUUCUUCUCUGGUUGUCUCCACACCCAUGGGUCAUAGUUCAGGUGUCAUCAUGGCAACCGGUCCUAGAUCAGUUGUCACCAUGAAAACUGGUCCUAGCCCGGUUGUCUCCAUGGCAACAGGUUCAAGUGCAGUUGUCUCUUUGGCAACACAUGCUAGAUCAGUUGUCACCAUGAAAUCCAUUCCUAGUCCAGUUGUCUCUGUGGUAACACAUCCUAGUCCAGUUGUCUCCAGGGCAACAGGUCCUAACCAGGUUGUCUCCAUGACAACAGGUGCUAGUCCGAUUGUCUCCAUGGUAACAAGUUCCAGUCCAGUCAUCUCGACUAGCAUUGGUCCACUGGAUUCCACAGCCACAGCGUGUCCCAGUGGAGUUGUCUCUAUGGGGUCGGGUUCAGCGAGUCAUAGUCCAGAUACCUCCACAGGGAUACCCUCUAGUCUGCUUCCUGGUACACCUGUCUUGUGGGAGAGCGGAGUGAGCAGGGAGAGAAUUGAGUUUCAAGACACUAAACCACAGCCACAGGAAGAAGUGGAAGCACCAACACUGGAGCGACAGCCUAAACAGCAGGAGCAGGAUCCUCAGGCACGCUCCACUCUGCUCCAGUCUCUCCUCAAAGCUCUGGAACGCUCCAGUUUAGGAACGUCGCACCACCAAAGCCCUCAGCCCUCCUCUUCUGGCUCCAGAGCUGGAUCUCCUGGCUGUCCCUCUGCGGUGUCUGUGCCCCCAGCAGCAGCAGCUCCAAAGCCCCCUGUGUCCAGAGGCAGGCUGGGCCAUGUGGACAUACCACUGCACCAGCUCAGCAUGAUACAGGAAGUCAACACACCAUCCAAUUUGAGCUUACUGACAGGUGAAGAUACAGUGACAGCAGAGGCCUUUGAGGAGAUUAAACCAUUCAACUCUCAGAGCUGCUCCCUGUCUGAUUUUGCACACCACAUGGACUCUGGGAGUGGAGCAGACUUCUCUGGUUCUUCUAUGGUCACCUCCCUACACUCAGCUGAGACUGACAGCAGAGCUCAGCCAUGCCUCUCCAGCACCCUCUCCACCGGCAGCUACAUCACCACAGACCUGGAGCUGCACUCUCAACCUGAUAGUGAACGUGUGUGUGUGCAGAGUUCUGGCUCCUCUUUGGCCCAACCAAACAGCCGAGAGCGGGAUUACUUGGACCAAAUACCCACAACAGGGUCCCCUCAGCUCGCACCAGGGAAAACGGCAUCUACUCUCCCUGCUGAAGAGCCCUCUGCAUGGGGUACCAAGGGUGAGGACUCCUUCCGGCCUCUGAAGGUUCAGCAGUCGGAGCAGUCCUUAUGCCCAGAGGAGAGCCACAGCCUGGAGCAGCUGCUUGGCCACCCCUCUGCGCACUCCUCCAUGAUUGGACAGAUACCCGGCUCUUUGCACCUGAUAGAAUGGGACAGCACCGUGAGCCACUGGAGGGAGGGGCUUUUGUAUAGACCCAGCAGCAUUUGGCAGAGCUCGGGGGUGGACUUUGGUCAGACAGCACGACCCCUACAGUGUACAGAGAAUGAUUCCAGUGCUGAAGCCUCUGUAAACUCCGGAUUCCUCCAGCUCCAGCCAGAGCUCACACACAACCAAAUGGAGACCAGUGAGAACCCAGAGCCUGCGGUUCCCUGUGAGCACUUGUCCCCAGAGUGGAUGAGAGCCAAGGGGCCCUCCAGCUCUGCCCAACUCUUCCACUGGUCUCCACCUGAAGCACUCGCCUUACCUACUGUAAAGGGUUGGUUUGAGGAGGAGGGUAUUCUGGAGCAGUCUCAAAUUACUUUGGCCAGUUUGACGGACAGCAGCUUUGAUGAACAGGAGUCUGGGACAGCAGAGGAGCCGGGACGUUGGGCCGCAGUACUGAGCACACAGGGGCUGACCUCAGAAGUUAUGGCUGCAGGUUCCGGUCUAGCGCAGAUGGAGCCCAAGGAGCGGGACACAUGUGACCCUGCCCUGGUACACAAGAGUCUGAAAACUCAGCACUUCCACCAGAAAACUCUCCAGAAGCUGCGUGCCAAAGACCCUCCAUCACAUUAGAUUGUACUGGCCUGUACAUGUGUAAAGACUGAGCACCCUCAUUACAUGUAACUGGAGUCAUUAAAGUUUGUAUUUUCGUUGUGCGUUUUAUUCUGAGAAAAUUUGGAAAAUUAGCUCCUAUAUCCUCUAUACGACACCCUGUUGGUGACCAUUUUGUACAAAAAUAAAAUUUUAAAUAUGCUUUUCCC